ACAAAAUCCAACAAUUAUUACUACGUCCUGUAUUCAGCCUCCCGAGCCACCUUCGUCUCUUCCUUCGACACUCCGCUCUCGCUGCGCUGCCUCAUCAUCGUUCUCAUGGCGAACGAGCUCGAAGAGCUCCUAGGGUUUCUCUCCUCCCCUUCUCCCCAGGUUAAGAAUGCGGCGGUGGACAUCGUUCGCGGCCUCACGGGCUCCGACGAGGGCCUCCGCUCUCUCACCGCGUACUCCAACGUCGCCCUCCCCCGCCUCCUCCCCCUCCUCCGCGACCCGCCGGAGACCGCCGCCGCAGCCGCCGAGGCCCUCGUCAACCUCUCCCAGGACGCCGACCUCGCCGCCAAGCUCGUCUCCCUCGGCUCCGUCGCCACCGCCAUUGAUGUUCUCUACAAGCACCCCGACCACCCCGCCCUCGCCCGCGGCCUCGUCAUGCUCCUCACUAAUCUCACCCAGGUCGAAUCCGGCAUCGCCGCCCUCCUCCAGAUUGGAGAUGAUAAGGUGGAAGGUCUGAAUGUUGCGAAGCUUGUUAGAUCGUUCUGUAGGUCAUCUUCUCGCGAAUCGGCAGAUGAUACCUUCGAACAUGUAGCUUCAAUACUAGUAAACAUCUCAAAGGUGGAAGCCGGAAGGAAGAUUCUAUUGGAACCUAGGCGCGGUCUUCUGAAGCAGGUCAUCCAUCAAUUUGAUUCCACAAAUCCACUGAGAAAGAAAGGGGUAGCUGGCACCAUUCGCAAUUGUUGCUUUGAAGCUGAUAAUCAACUACAGAAUUUGCUUUUGAUAUCAGAGUAUCUUUGGCCAGCUCUUCUUCUACCUGUAGCCGGCAAUAAGAUCUACAAUGAAGAAGAUAGAUCGAAAAUGCCACUUGAGCUUGCUAAUGCACUUUCUCAUGAGCGGGAAACAGCUGACGACCCAGAAAUUCGCCAACAAGCAUUGGAAGCUAUUUACUUGAUAUCCUUGCAGGAAGCUGGAAGAAGAGCUCUCUGGUCUGUAAAUGGUCCGCGGAUAUUGCAAGUUGGUUAUGAAGAUGAGGAGGAUCCAAAAGUAAUGGAAGCGUACGAGCAGAUUGGCUCUCUGCUGGUCGGUAACGGUGAAGCUGAACCGCCAUGACAAGAAACAAUGAAUAGAAGAUGAGGAUUUGUCUUCGUAUCAACCCGUCUAGAAAGUUCACCCGGUAUUUAUUCAUCAGACACACUGUAGUCUGUAAAGAUAUUAGUCUUCAUCGUAUUCAGAUUGUUUUUCACUUAUGUUAUAAAAACUUAAUGCAGUAUCGUUUUAGUUUCAAUUACAUAAUUAUAGAUUAAUUGGUUUAUAUCUUCCUACAGAGUUAGGUUAAUCAUGUAUUAUUUCGAUUGGGUAACAUAGUGGCUAAUAUCCAAAAAUUUAAAUGCCGUGGCAGAGGCCGUGUUGACAACUUGCAAGCA
Molecule: messenger RNA, 1421 nt
Organism: Ananas comosus (pineapple)
Lineage: Eukaryota; Viridiplantae; Streptophyta; Magnoliopsida; Poales; Bromeliaceae
Product: protein HGH1 homolog
Exons: 8
Coding region: 106-1107 (333 amino acids)
Source: RefSeq, a predicted model, not a curated record